AUGGUGGCCUGGGAAAAGCAAAUUGAAGAGCGCAGCGUCCCUGAGUGGCGCGACAAGUACGUGGCCUACGGCAGGCUCAAGAGAAAGUUGGAGUACAUUUCUCAGCCAGCUGCUGCGGGCAAUGAUUCCAUCACCCACGCUAUUACCAGAGCAGCCAUCGACGAGGGCGAGUGGUAUCGCAGAAUCAGCAACGAUGCUGAAGGUCCACUCUUGGACCAGGCCCUUGGAACUGAAGACUGUCCGGAAGCAGCGCUUCUGCCGGCACCUCCUUUUCCCACGGUGUUCGAGCUGCCUUACGCUUUUGCCAAAGACAUCAACUUUAUGGAUGCCUGGGUGCUGAAAGAAAACAGUGCCUGCAGUGGCGAGCCAACGUGUGAAGUUUCCGUCGCCCCGCACUUUGACAGUCAGAAUCCGUACAACUCCACGGUUCGGAUUACUAUCAGAGCCAGAUGUCUUCGACUGCAUCCUCGGCAGCUUUUUGUUUGCCCCAAGACCGCCGCUGGCUGCAUCGCUGCUGUGCGAUUUCCUAGAGAGCCUUGGCGGUUGCGGCACUUGGCUUCUUUCUGCAUCUCUCCCACCAGGAUGCAGCGCAUGGACUCGAUGGAUAAUAUUCUUCAGGAUGUGGUGCUGGAAGGUUUGUUCUUGCUGAACUUGCUGGUUACCCUCAGUGUUUUAUUUUGGCUCGUGCGAGAGAUGCUUCUCCUGUACAUGAGACCUGAUUAUGGCCACAUGGAGACAAAAGUUGAUGCUCACUUGGUCAUCCCGUCGACUAUGGACAUCAUGCUGGAGGGCAUGCUGGAUGCAAUCUGCUUUGUCAUAGGCUGCAUGCUGUUGCUACUUGCAGCAUCCACAUUCCUGCUGAAGUUUGGUAAACGCAACAAUCCUACCGACGUGUUGCUCUUGAGCUAUCCUUUGCUCUUCGGCCCGGCUGCUCUUGCACGCGUGUUUCUGUGUAACUGCCGCCGGCUGCUGUACCACAAUCUUUUCCAGCACGGGGUGAUGAUCGAUUUCAGCGCAGGCGCCUCGGGCCAGGACCCCUUGCUGCAGUACACCUACGUCGGCUUCAGUCUCGCUGUGGUGGUGCUCAUCAUCGAUUCUGUGCAUUGUGUCCUGGAUGGACUGUCGACUUGGAAGGGGAUGAUCAUCAACGUAGUGGUGUUCACCUCGCCGCUUUACUACAUGUUAUCCUCUGUCCUUAACUCCCUCCGACUGGAGAAGGAGGCCAUCAAUCGCAUGUGCCUUCAACAGCUGGAGAAGGGUACUGAAGCUGGCUGUGUUGUGCCAUCCUCCGAACAUAAGCUCCUCCCCAUCUCAGAAGGUAGCUUCUGUCGGGCUGCACGAUCCAGGGAAGACUUGCAAGUCUGCAUACAAGUGGCCAAGAAGCAGCCCAACGACGACGCACAAUUCGGGCUGAGAGAUAUGACCUGGGUACCGCGCCUAGUGGCAGGCAGGUGCAAAUCCACCGCUUUCCUAUUAGUAGUGUCCAUGCCAGUCCUGGCUUUGUUAGCCAUGACUUUGGGACUUGCAAGCUUAGCUUGGCUCAUCAAGCACCGCACUGACGUGCCAGAGAUCACAACCAUGAAGGCAGAUGUUCCUGGAUUGACCCCAGCCUUCAACUAUGAGGUCAUGGAAUACGUAAUUGCUGUGCCAGCAUCACAUGGCGCUGUCUCAUUUACUAUCUCAGCGGACGUAGAUCGCACGGCUGUGAUCAAUGCUUCAGCUUUAGAUGGGAAUGUUAGGCUGGACGACAUUGGGGAAUCAACAUCCUCAAUGCUAUCGCACCACAUGCCUUUGCUGCGCAAAAACACAAGCUAUCCAACCGUCAUUGAGCUUACGGCCGCCACAUUCAGCCAGGCUCGGUCAUAUCGAGUCACUGCCGUUGAGCUCCGCUCUUCGCCGAGAAGCUGGAUGAUUGCUGGGGAGACGGAGGAUGGGCAGACCUAUACACGAUGCAUUACGUGGAAGAAUCAUCCUUCCCAUGUGAUAGCGAUUCCAGCGACUUUGAAAUCACUGCGAAUUGAAGCCAGGUUUGAUGAAUCCUGGUUUGGCAUCCCAACCAAAGAUCGGCCACGCGAUAAAUUUAUCACCUCUUUCUACGGUCUGUCGCACCCAUUAGUGCGAAAGUUCAGCUGCGAGGGUACGUGCCGACGUGACCCUGGCUGCUAUGAGUUCAAAACCACACGGGAAGGAUGCUAUUUUCAGAUGGGGCCUGCGUCUCCGAGAGACAUGUCCUGUGCGGAUCUUCAUUCGCUGCAAAAGUUUCGCAAGGGUGAUCUGGAGCUGUCCGCCAGAAUUUGCAAUGUUCUUGACAGCAGGGCAUGCCUGCAAGUCAAUUCAUCUUCUGGCCUCAUCUCUGCAGACAUCUCGAAAUUCAUGCUGAGAGAGAAGGGGAUAGCUGUGACAUUUGAAGCCCUUCUUUCUUCUGGGCUUUCUGUUUACCCAGAGCAGCCGUACAAGGUGCAAUUUUAUCCAGGCACAGUGCCUGUCAGAGAACUUCUGCUGAGCGGCUUAGGAAAGAUCAAGGAACGAAGGGUCCUGGCAGACGGUACUCAACAGUUCCAGGUUCGAAUGUCCUACUCUCCGAUGGAGUUCAACUACGACUAUAUCCAAUUCUACGUUGCUGCGCUGGUGGACGACCACGACAUCCGAGUCGAAUGGGACAAGCCUUUCGUUCCUGCGAACCUGAGCCGCCAGCACCCCAACUUUGUAAAGUGUCAGAAUUCCCCGCAGUCGGCUCCCUAUGUGGCUUGCGGCGGGUACCUGGAUUCCAACCUUGUGGAGGCGAGGAUGAACAAGUGGCUCCCAUUCAAAACGCUCAAAGGACAACUUGUCUCCAAAUCGCACCCGCAUCUUUUCAGGCCCGCGAAAGUGCAGCUAAAUUUCGAGCAGGACAAUGGCAAGGCAAUUUCUCCGAUGCAGGAAAUAGUGAGAAAAAAUUGCUCGGUGCCCAUUUGCAGAGGGUUUCCAGAAGUCUAUGAUUGCCUGGAAAAGACAGCCGAAGAAAAGUGCAUGAAAGACUACUGCAAGGAUCGCUGCCUCGAUCUUGCCAGCACUUCGUGCAGACAGGAACAAGAAAAGUUGGGAGCGCACUGGCCGUACUUGGGGGCUGUUAGUAGCACCAUGUAUGAUGAGUUUGGUCCUCGCGGCUACUUUCGAGAACAGAGGUUCUGGUUCUGGUUGAAUGUGACGGUUCAGGAGGAGUACAGAGCGAUUUUUAACGAUGAUGUGUUGGCCGACAUAGCCGAGCAUUGCUCCAUGCGCAGUGGUCUUCUGAGCUUGGUCAGGGCAAGGGUCAUGGGUCGCCCGGUUCUGAAGAUCGUGGAGCGCUUGCUGGAGGCCUUGGUGAGGAAUCCAAAUCUGUCCAUGGAUGGCCGCUUCAAAGAGCUCCCUGCCUUGCGAGCAAUUCUUGAUGACCAGAUUCAGGACUUCGUCUCAAACUUCCGCCUGCCCGUCGUGGUGUUGCACAAGCCAGGGCUCCGGCCGCUCACCAUGACUGUUUGCUUGUCCACAGAUCCAUCAAAAGUCAGCUUCGUAAAUCCCGACAUGUAUGCCACAGUGAUCGACAGAUUGGCAGUGGCCGUCGAACUCAAUGAUACCUGGGAGGCUGCUUCGUUGACGACCGCCAUCCACGAUCUGUCCCGUUGUGUCAGAACGAAGAGGAGCCGAUUCCAGCGCUUUGAGGCAAGCAGUUGCAGAAGUAGUGAUUCAAGACGCGCCAAUGAGGACCAGACCAAGCCAUCCCUCUUCAACGUGGCGCCAAGUGAUGAUGUCUUCGAGGACAUGUUUGAGGUUUGUCACUAUGACGGCGUACUGGAAGAAGGUAACUCAACUAUUCUGCACGUAGCUGCUGCCAAGAACUUCUCCAAGUCAUUUCAGAAGGUCAUGCAGGAGCUGAAGGGUUUCCAGAGAAAGAAGAAAAGCAUGCUUCGACAGAAUCUAGAUGUCAAUCUGGACAGCUGGGGCACCCGCACAUUCAACGACGUGAGACUCCAUUUUUGGGACCUAACGCCCCUUCAUGCUGCAUGCAGUUCCGGCUGUGUGACGUGCGUGAAGUCCCUACUGGCUGCCAAAGCAGAUCCGAACCGAACGCAGUGCAUCCAAUCCCUUCCUCCCUGGUAUGGAGAUUCUUUUCACCCAUGGAUGUUUGAUGAGGGCGAAGAUCUCGAAGAGGCAAAGUAUGCAGCACUCGAGGAUAUUUACCCGUUGCACUUGGCAGCCAAGAAUCGCUGUGAUGGGUGCUUGCAAGAGAUUUUACGCUCAAGAGUUGCUGUGGAUGCUGAGAUGCUUAUGGGGAUGUCAGUAGCUGCUCUCGGUGCACCUCUCGAUUUGCAUUCACUUCAACAAUCCGAGUUGACAUGCCGUUUCCGAGCAUUGGAUCUGGCAGUUCUGUUCAACUGCAGCAGAUGUGUCGACAUCUUGCUGCACGCCGGGGCAAACGACUCGCAUGUCGUGCUCAGUGAGACGGGAGGCAAAGAUGAGUUUCCUUUGUUGGAAAUGCUGCCCAAAGCGAAGGUGCAACGAUGCUCGAUGUUGAAGAUGCAGGCCAAACUCGACCUCUCGCCCGGCUCCUUGCUGCGGCAUACCUGA
Molecule: messenger RNA, 4587 nt
Organism: Effrenium voratum
Lineage: Eukaryota; Dinophyceae; Suessiales; Symbiodiniaceae
Source: the annotation of a GenBank genome assembly